UCCUCCCAGUCAUGGAGCAUGCGCAGACUUCCUGCCGUCCCGCCCCUGCUUUUCCAGAGACCCCGGUUCCUUAGAAACCAGGCGGCGCGUUCCCCGUGGCGGCGCGCUGGAUUCCGGGGCCCGAGCGUCCCUGGAAGCCUCCCUCACGCAUCGCCAGCGGCUGCCGAUACCCGUCCGGGCCCAUGGUCUCCAGGACGGCGCAGGGCGGGGGAUGCCAGCGUGCCAGAAAAAUCCCUUUGCAGUAUGAGGAAUGGAUGAAGGAAGGAAAGGAUGGAAGCAGGAGAGAUCAAGUAGAAGGUGGUUGCCUCAUCCAGGAGCCAUGUAUGACCGAGACUGCGAGACAGUGGUGCUCAUGCCGGAGCCUCUGGUGAGGAGAUGAGUUGGUGAACCAAGAAGGCGGCAUGAAGAUGCUUCCCGGCGUGGGUGUGUUUGGGACCGGCAGCUCCGCCCGGGUUCUGGUCCCACUGCUGCGGGCAGAGGGGUUCACGGUGCAGGCCCUGUGGGGGAAGACCGAGGAGGAGGCCAAGCAGCUCGCUGAGGAGAUGAACAUCGCCUUCUACACCAGCCAGACCGAUGACGUCUUGCUGCAUCAAGACGUGGAUCUGGUGUGCAUCAACAUGCCCCCUCCGCUCACCCGGCAGAUAUCUGUGAAGGCUCUAGGUAUUGGGAAGAACGUGGUUUGUGAGAAGGCGGCAACCUCAGUGGACGCUUUCCGGAUGGUGACGGCCUCGCGCUACUACCCUCAGCUGAUGAGCCUCGUGGGGAACGUGUUGCGCUUCCUGCCCGCCUUUGUGCGCAUGAAGCAGCUGAUCGCCGAGCACUACGUGGGCGCAGUGAUGAUCUGUGACGCACGCGUCUACUCGGGGAGCCUGCUCAGCCCCAACUAUGGCUGGAUCUGCGAUGAACUCAUGGGCGGCGGGGGCCUGCACACCAUGGGCACCUACAUUGUGGACCUGCUGACCCACCUUACCGGCCAGAGAGCCGAGAAGGUCCACGGGCUGCUCAAGACCUUUGUGAGGCAGAAUGCGGCCAUCCGCGGCAUCCGGCACGUCACCAGCGAUGACUUCUGUUUCUUCCAGAUGCUCAUGGGCGGGGGUGUGUGCAGCACAGUAACUCUCAACUUCAACAUGCCAGGCGCCUUUGUGCACGAGGUCAUGGUGGUGGGCUCCGCGGGACGCCUGGUCGCCCGGGGCGCGGACCUCUACGGGCAGAAGAACUCUGCCCCGCACGAGGAGCUGCUGCUGAGGGACUCGCUGGCUGUGGGUGCGGGGCUGCCCGAGCAGGGCGCCCAGGACGUCCCGCUGCUCUACCUGAAGGGCAUGGUCUACAUGGUGCAGGCUCUGCGCCAGUCCUUCCAGGGGCAGGGGGACCGCCGCACGUGGGACCACACCCCUGUCUCCAUGGCCGCCUCGUUCGAGGACGGGCUCUACAUGCAGAGUGUGGUGGAUGCCAUCAAACGGUCAAGCCGAUCCGGGGAGUGGGAGGCGGUAGAGGUGCUGGCAGAGGAGCCCGACGCCAACCAGAACCUGUGCGAGGCGCUCCAGCGGAACAACCUGUGAGCCUGCUCGUGGGCUCCCGGCAGCGGGCAGGGCAGGACUAGGAGCUGUGACGGGAGGGCUUCGCGGUAGCACAGACGGUAUCUUUCAUUCGAUAGGUCCGCUUGGGCAGAGUUGAAUUCCAGUGAAUUCGAAGGUGGCCCCGGGGAACUCCCCACUGGUGAGGGGGUGGCAUUCUGUUGCCAGGGAUGAGAGGCCGGCACACCGCGCAAGGCAGAAGUGCCCCGGGUCUGUGAGCAGGGCCGGCAGAAGCUUGACUGGGGGGGAGCUUCUGCAGCCUGUUUGUGGUUUUAGGCUGAUGAGAAAGCACAGUAAGGAGCCAGCCUGGCUGAUGCCACAGGCCUGAGAAGUGACGCGAAGCCUUGUUGCCAUGCCCUUCCUGGGCUGGGGCACCUCAGGAAUGGUGAGGGCGGCAGGUCAUCCCUCGGGGAUCCACACCUGCCCUCUCUCCACAUGACCAGGCCCUUCCGGCCUCCAGGCUACCCCUUCCCUGGCUGGGAGGGGGUUUCUUUAGCAGGUGAUCUUUCAGGGGCUGUUGCCCCCGGGCAGAGGGCCCCUGCUUUGGCAGAGAGGAGCCAAGGGGGAGAGAGCUCUGGGACAUACGAGAAAUGUUAAUAAAUCAGAAGGUCUGACACUA
Molecule: messenger RNA, 2193 nt
Organism: Cervus elaphus (red deer)
Lineage: Eukaryota; Metazoa; Chordata; Mammalia; Artiodactyla; Cervidae
Gene: GFOD2
Product: glucose-fructose oxidoreductase domain containing 2
Exons: 4
Coding region: 402-1559 (385 amino acids)
Biological process (GO): extracellular matrix organization
Cellular component (GO): extracellular matrix
Molecular function (GO): nucleotide binding
Source: RefSeq, a predicted model, not a curated record